AUGGCGGCGCCUGGGCCCGCCGGGCCGCUGCUCCCUGGCCUGGGGCAGGUCGAGAAGCUGGGCUCGGCCUCACCGGGUCCUGCAGCCCCAGGGAAGGGGGGAAGGCAGGAGAUGGACUCGCACAUCAGUGCCUGGUCGUGGGUUUUGCAUUUAAAGCGGUUAAUUCUGAAAGCAUUUGCUGCUGUGGAAGCCCGCAAAUUCACAGACAAGCAUGAAUGGGUAUCUGUUGAAAAGGGCAUUGGAACAGUAGGAAUCAGCAAUUUUGCACAGGAAGCAUUAGGGGAUGUUGUUUAUUGUAGUCUUCCAGAAGUCGGGACAAAACUGAGUAAAAAUGAUGAGUUUGGAGCUUUGGAAAGUGUGAAAGCUGCUAGUGAACUCUACUCACCUCUCUCAGGAGAAGUGACUGAGAUUAAUGCUGCACUUGCAGAUAAUCCAGGACUUGUCAAUAAAUCUUGUUAUCAAGAUGGCUGGCUUAUCAAGAUGACUGUGGAAAAACCCGCUGAACUUGAUGAACUGAUGAAUGAAGAUGCCUAUGAGAAAUACAUAAAAUCCAUUGAGGACUGAGCUGGAAUAAUGAAAUAAAUCCAUAUAAAAUA
Molecule: messenger RNA, 596 nt
Organism: Chaetura pelagica (chimney swift)
Lineage: Eukaryota; Metazoa; Chordata; Aves; Apodiformes; Apodidae
Gene: GCSH
Product: glycine cleavage system protein H (aminomethyl carrier)
Exons: 6
Coding region: 1-564 (187 amino acids)
Biological process (GO): protein lipoylation; glycine decarboxylation via glycine cleavage system
Cellular component (GO): cytoplasm; mitochondrion; glycine cleavage complex
Source: RefSeq, a predicted model, not a curated record